Molecule: messenger RNA, 2049 nt
Organism: Leptosia nina
Lineage: Eukaryota; Metazoa; Arthropoda; Insecta; Lepidoptera; Pieridae
Source: the annotation of a GenBank genome assembly
AUGAGUACGAGUACUAUCGUCGGUCUUGUAUUGAUACUUGUGCAAAAUGUGAAUUCGCAGUUGGGUGCUCCGGACACAAUUCCGGAUGUUUUCGAUUUUGAUUUGUACGAACGAGUUUUGGAUCCGGAAUUAUGUCGAUCCCAAGUAGAAUAUAUGAAAACGGAAAAUCAGCUUUUACUUCUUAAAUUCCAAGACGUCAGCUUCAAAAUACCGACAGGUUUCCUAUCCAACGUAAACACCAAUGACUUCGUCCAGGUUCCCGUUAACCAAGAAAUCAGAUUGCCAUUUAUCGAAGGCUCUAACGGAGUUCUCAGUGGAGAACUCUUAGCUGAUGAGUUAAGGAAGACCGGAAGAGAUCCAGAGCUGGUGUUAAGGUCUGCAGGUCAGCGCGCAGAUAAUUCAAACUUGGGUUCAGUAUUGGACAACCUGACCCUCAGAUUAGGAAUGUGUAUGCCUCAAACUUGCACGACAGAGGAGUGGGUCACACGGCUUGUCAACUUCAAUGUCAGUGUGUUCGGCUUCAAGUACGAAGAAGAAUACUGCCGUCUGCCGAACGACAAACGUUGGGUCGCAGCGGAUUAUGUCGCUAUUGUCGUGUUUUCCUUCAUUGCAGUCCUCACAGUUCUAAGCACAUGUUAUGAUCUCCACAGCACCUUUACUCUUAAAAUAGAUCCGAAAAAAAUCAGUCCCCUGUAUAAAUCCUUUUCUGUAUACACGAAUACCCGUCGGUUGGUGACGUUCGCCCCAAACCCUAACGCCCUGGACUGUCUGGAUGGCCUCAGAGCAAUUUCGAUCAUGUGGGUUAUCCUUGGACACACUUUUUCCAUGUAUAACGUGUUUGCGAAUCUUCUGGAUGUUUUCGAUUUUCUAGUAUCCAGAGGGGCCACCUUCAUCCAGUCAGGUGUCUUUGCUGUGGACACGUUUCUGACAAUGGCUGGCAUUCUUCUUGUAUAUACUACUGUUGGAAAAAUGACAUCAAGGUCAUUAUUAAAAACUAUUCAUUUGUUCUACUUAAAUCGAAUCAUGAGGCUGUUUCCACUGCUGGGUGCCAUCGUACUUCUAGAAGCUUCUGUUUUUCAUAGAGUAGCGGACGGACCUUACUGGUUGACAGUGGCCAGGAACGUUGAAAGAUGCAGAAAUUGGUGGUGGUCUACCUUGCUCUACGUCCAGAAUUAUGUGAACCCAAAUGAUAUUUGUAUUCAACAUUCCUGGUACUUGGCCAUAGACAUGCAGCUUCACAUAAUAUCCCCCCUUAUACUAGUGUGGGUGUUCUCUGGCAAACGCAGUUACGCCUGGUCAGCCCUCAUUGGGUCGAUUCUGGCUUUUCUUGUGAGCGGCACAGUCUUUAAUUUCUUCUUCAACCUGCCGUCGAGUAACGCAAGUAUAGUUCGCUUGGCGGAACAAGCCGAUUACAUGGAUAAGUUCUACCAAAAUACGUUAACAAGAGGGUCCCCGUUUUUGUUCGGAAUGGCGAUGGGGUACUUGUUGAAUAUAACUAAGGGAAAGAAAAUAAAAAUACACUUAGCGGUAGUACUAGCGGCGUGGGUAAUAGCGAUCGCUAUGUUCGGAACAGUGUUUUACAUAACAUAUGAAGUCCUACAAUUGGACUGGAACAAUCAACUCGCAGACAAUUUGUACAACUCAUUUGCGAGGCCGUUGUGGGCGAUCGCUCUGUGUUGGCUCGUCUUCGCAUGUGUCCACGGUUAUGGAGGUCCAAUCAAUUGGUUCUUGUGCUUACAAUUCUGGAAGAUCCCAGCCCGUAUAUCUUAUGCGAUGUAUCUCUUCCACUACUCCUUCAUGUUUAUUGCAGCGGGAGCACAACUUAGGCCUAUAUACUUCUCAGUAGCUCAAUCGUUAUUCGACUAUCUCGCUCAUUUGUUUUUGGCGACAAUGGCAGCAUUCGUAGUAACGGUGCUAAUAGAUGCGCCGUUUUCAACACUUACCAAACUAUUGCUCGGCGGUGGAGCGAAACGACCCAGACGGCCUCCUCCGCCAGUUGAUAAAGUUGCCAACGAUAUUCAACAAGAGAACGGAAAUACCAGAAUAUAA